This is a messenger RNA of Telopea speciosissima, 584 nucleotides long. RefSeq names its product syntaxin-22-like. Gene Ontology annotation, biological process: vesicle fusion; intracellular protein transport. The transcript is spliced from 4 exons. Gene Ontology annotation, molecular function: SNAP receptor activity; SNARE binding. Bases 1 to 444 code for a protein of 147 amino acids. The record is from RefSeq and is a predicted model, not a curated record. NCBI's taxonomy places the organism in Eukaryota, Viridiplantae, Streptophyta, Magnoliopsida, Proteales, Proteaceae. Gene Ontology annotation, cellular component: SNARE complex; endomembrane system.
AUGGACGUAGAUCUAAAACAGAAGCUGAGUUUGAAUGUUGCCUGCAACCGAAAAGGGAUAGGGAGCAUGAGUGAGGUUGGGAUUGCAAGAAAGGGGAUUAACUGUCUCGCCGUUCCAGUUUGUCAAUCGUGCAAACAAGAGGUACUACUGCUGGGUAAUGAGGUUGCAUUCAAUAAGGCUAUAAUAGAGGAGAGGGAGAAGGGAAUUAAUGAUAUACAACAAGAAAUUGGACAAGCAAAUGAGAUAUUUCGAGACCUUGCUGUUCUAGUUCAUGAGCAAGGAGUGGUAAUAGAUGACAUUCAAUCAAACAUUGAAGCUUCAUCUGUUGCAACAACGCAAGCUAAAAUGCAACUUUCAAAGGCUCACAAGAAUGCCAAAUCUAGAUCAUCAUGGGUAAGUGUUAAAUGUAAUAUAGUAUCUUGUACUGGAUCGCCUUAUUUCUGAGCAAGUUCGCUCUCUGGACUGUAAGAUGCUGUUAUAUACUUGCUGAUAACUACAAGAUUGUUGUGAUAAGUAAGAAUAGGUGAAAAGAGUGUGGAAUAGAAAGUCAGCAUUAGCAAUGCUUGCUUACACCAUGUAUACAC